UUUCUUAUUUGAAUUCCUAACAGUGUAUGAGACGAUAAAGUAGUUGGCAGUGUUUGUCCUGUCCGGAAACUUCGCCAAUAGACAUUGUAGAUUUUGGACAAAGAAUUGGGAUGUAUUUAGGAGUGCAAAAUAAAUGACACAAGUAUUUAUAUUGCUGUUUGCCUCAUGCUACUAUCAACUAUGAAUGCUCUUCAAAUAUUCAUGAUCCUGGCUAUAUUGCUCUCAACUGAAGGAAAAAGAUGUUCUCAAAAGAAAUUAGAUCUAUUUGUAGUACUGGAUGGAUCAAAACAGAUCAGCUCAAAGCAAUUUAGUAAAGUCCGCAGAUGUCUUCAAACUUUUGUGUCACGACUGGAUGUAGGACUUGGUCGUACUCAUGUUGGUUUUUUGUUGGCGAACAAAAAAGAAAGAACAAAAAUGGAGAUUGGUUUGGGUCAGUACACUUCAAAAGAAGGUUUGCAUAACGCUAUUGGACAAAUCGAGCAGCACCGAAGAAGAAAAUCUGAUAUAGGUUAUGCAUUGAGUUAUGUUCAUACUAAGGUAUUUACGAAAAAGGAUGGCGAUCGUAGAAAAGUGAACAACGUUCUUAUUUUACUAACGCACAGAAUUCGUCCCAUGCAAUUAGAAAAUGUCCUAAAAAAUGCUGUGAAACUGAAAAGAAAUAAAGUUGAAAUAAUAACUGUGUACAUAGGCGAAGAUAAAAUGACAUGGAAUGUACAGGAUGAGUUAAGAGCCAUAGCAUCACUACCAGAGAACGUUCUUACUCUUCGAUCAACUAAAAGAUUUAGAAAAACAUUGAAACGAAGAAUAUGUCCGUCUGUCCGUGCACUUCAUCCCUCCAAAGGAUGCUCACGUCAAAACCACGAUGUUUUUUUUGUGCUUGAUGGUUCUGGCAGCAUUAACUCAAUAUUUUUUGAGAAGAUAAAGCAUUUUUUGAUCGAAGUUGUCAAAAAACUUGAUGUAACGCCGCAUGGCACACACGUCGGACUUUUACAGUUCAGUCAUAAGUUAAAGACGAAAACCGAAUUUAAUCUCGGCGAGCAUACGGCAUUUGAAGAUAUCAAAAAUCAUAUCGUGAAAAUGCCGUAUCAACAAGGAGGAACGGAUACUGGACACGCUUUGGAAAUCGUUAAUACAGAGAUAUUUUCCGAAAGUGUUUCCUAUCGUCCGAAUAUUUCUGAUGUUGUUGUGAUACUGACUGACGGUCAGGCAAGUGACCGAAAGAAAGCCAUUCUGGAGGCAAAAAAAUUACGGAAAAAAGGUGUCAAAAUUAUUACGUUGGGAAUCGGCGAAAGAAGACGAUUGAAUGGUUCAGAAAUGAUCUUGAAUUGAUGGCAUCGAGACCGAAUGAUGUAUUUACAGUUGACUUCACAAAGCUUACGUAUUUAGUCAAUGUACUGACGUCAGAGAUUUGUUACGCUAAAAAACAUAUAGCUGAGAAGUGUGCUCAUAAACAACGUGACAUACUUCUUCUUGUCGAUGGUUCAGCAAGUGUUGGCUAUGAGAACAUGAAAAUAGUGAAGACUUUCUUGAAGCGUCUUGUCUCAAAACUGCAUAUCAGUAUUCACACAAACCGUGUCUCGUUGAUACAGUUUAGCUCAUUGGAAAAAACCAAGAAAGAGUUUUCCUUUGAUCGUAGCGAGAAUGUAAAGCAAGCCCAUGAGGGGAUUGGAAACAUGACGUUUCAUGCAGGAAAACGGACCAUGCUUGGUAAUGCACUUGAAAUGGCAAACAAUGAGAUAUUUUCGGGUCUUCACGGUGAUCGAGAGCAAGUUAGUGACGUAAUCAUCCUGAUGGCAGACGGUGGAGCACAUGAUGCAGCUAUAGCCUUAGAAAACGCUUCAAAACUAAAGAAACGUGGUGUACAGAUAAUCACAGUUUAUAUACCAAACAAAACAGACUUAAAGAAUAAAAAGCAGAAGUUGCAGAACACUGAGUUUUUGAAAAGAAUAGCAUCUAGAUCAGAAGAUUUCUACACAUCCAAGUUUAAUGAGCUCAAAUAUAUCGCUGCCGAUCUUGUGAAGGUUGUUUGCACAAGCAGCUAAAAGUUGAUAUAUAAGAUAAAAAAUUAUGUAUUAAGUAUUGAAAAUAUGAAGUAUUUAUUGAAUAACAUUGACUUGUCCCACAUUUUCCCAUUGAUUGCCUGUCAUUUCUUUUGAAAAAUAGGCACAAGCUUCAGUCUUCUAUAAAUCAAAAGAAAUUUAAAAUUUUCACUCCUAAAUGCAAUUCUUCCAUCAACUAACGUCAAUUUACAAUCGACUGACGUCUUCAGUAUUUGUGCCUCAUUACCAGUCGAUCGUUCUCGAUAUAAACUAUAUUACAAAUGAAAAAUAAUUAAUGUAUUAUAUAUGUUGUAUAAGGACAAAUACAAAUGACCACGAGACAUUUAAAUAUGUAGUACAUAUAUUUAUAUAUAGUAUAUAUUGACGGAGCAUACGAUACCGCAAUGUUUUUUAAACAGGUCCAACGUCAAACAAGACGUCAAUUCAUUGUAAGUUAUUACUUUUGUAAAUACUUCUAAAUUUAACGUUUCAACUUGUGUUGAAAUAUCAUCAAAUGAACACCACUUUCAACAUCAAAA
Xenia sp. Carnegie-2017 is the source of this 2578-nucleotide messenger RNA. Its product is annotated as collagen alpha-6(VI) chain-like. The coding region runs from base 166 to 1329 and encodes 387 amino acids. NCBI's taxonomy places the organism in Eukaryota, Metazoa, Cnidaria, Anthozoa, Malacalcyonacea, Xeniidae. The record is from RefSeq and is a predicted model, not a curated record. The transcript is spliced from 7 exons.